Molecule: messenger RNA, 2731 nt
Organism: Oryzias latipes (Japanese medaka)
Lineage: Eukaryota; Metazoa; Chordata; Actinopteri; Beloniformes; Adrianichthyidae
Product: WD repeat-containing protein 20
Molecular function (GO): protein binding
Source: RefSeq, a predicted model, not a curated record
GACCAAGGCCGGAUGUCCUCUCUGUACCCCCCUCCCCGGACCACCGUGGGGGUGUGCAGUGUCGGCCCACCAGGAGACGCAGCAUCACGCCUCCGUACCGCCGGAUGAUCGGAGGCAGAGCCCCGGCGGAGGAAGGCAGAUGUUGUCCGCGGCUCCGAGAGGCUGCCUCUGCGGGUUCCUCCUCCAGGCGGCGACCGUAAGAUGCGCCGGGGCGGGCCGGGGGUCCUGGUCGGCCUAGCAGAGCUCGGCGGCGGCUGUUGUUCCGUACUUUGAAUCGCUAUUAUUUCCAGGUCACGACGAUCGCUGUUUCCUUCGCGGCUCGUUUGCUCUGAAAAUGGCCGGAGAUGGCGGCGCUCUGAAGGAUAUCAAUGAGAUUAAAUCGCAGUUCCGGACCAGGGAGGGCUUCUACAAGCUGCUCACCCUCUCCGAUUCGCAGCAGCGGGGCGGGCUGCCGCGGGGGCCGUCCGCCGGAGCCACGCUGGGCCCCGGAGCGGGCACCGCUCAGAUCCCCGGCGGAGGGGUCGCCGUUUUGCAGGGGCCCGGGGCUGCAGCCGUCGCCGCAGCGGCGGCGGUCGCGGCGUCCGCCUCCUCCAAUGCCGCCUCCAACAACUCCCCGACCGGCUUCCUGCCGCCGGUCCGGGUCUCUAUGGUGAAGCUGCAGCCCGAAGACCCGGGCGAGGAGUCGGAGCGGGUGUGCUUCAACAUCGGCAGGGAGUUGUAUUUCUACACCUACACCAACAUCAAGAAGGCUGUGGAUCUCAGUAAGCCCAUAGAUAAGAGAAUCUACAAGGGCACGCAGCCGACGUGUCACGAUUUCAACCAGUACUCGGCCACGGCGGAAAGCGUGGCGCUCAUCGUGGGUUUCUCGGCCGGGCAGGUCCAGUAUCUCGACCCCAUCAAGAAGGAAACCAGUAAGCUCUUCAACGAGGAGAGACUGAUCGACAAAUCAAAGGUGACGUGUCUGAAGUGGCUCCCCAAGUCGGAGAACCUGUUCCUGGCCUCCCACGCCAGCGGCCACCUCUAUCUCUACAACCUGGACCACCCGUGUGGCACCACGGCCCCGCAGUACUCUCUGCUCCGUCAGGGCGAAGGCUUUGCCGUCUACGCCUGCAAAACCAAGACGCCCCGAAACCCAUUGUUGCGGUGGGCUGUGGGCGAGGGAGGCCUGAACGAGUUUGCGUUCUCUCCAGACGGCGUCCACGUGGCGUGCGUGGGCCAGGACGGGUGCCUGCGUGUCUUUCACUUUGACUCUAUGGAGCUGCAGGGCGUCAUGAAGAGCUACUUUGGUGGGCUGCUGUGCGUGUCGUGGAGUCCAGACGGGAAAUUUCUCGCCACUGGAGGGGAGGAUGACCUGGUGACCGUGUGGUCGUUCGCUGAAAGCCGCGUGGUCGCAAGGGGCCACGGCCACAAAUCUUGGGUAAAUGUGGUGGCGUUCGAUCCCUUCACAACGUCUUUGGAGGACGAGGAGCCCAUGGAGCUCAGUGGCAGCGAGGAGGACCUCCACCAGGGGGCGCCAAAUAACUCCAUGCACUUUGGCCGGGUUCGAACGAGCAGCACGCUGUCGCGGCUUUCUCGCCACAGCUCUAAAGGUGGCGGUUCGUCGUCAGUCACGUACCGGUUCGGCUCGGUGGGGCAGGACACCCAGUUUUGUCUGUGGGACCUGACGGAUGACGUUUUGUACCCCCGCCUGCCGCUGUCCCGGGCUUUUACUAACACUUUUGGGCCUUCAUUGCCCAACUCUGGGAGUGGGGGGGUCAACAGCACUUCUGUUGGGGUUGGUAGCGGAGGUGUUGAGGGACACCAUCAUCCUCCUAACACCAACACUGGCACCUCCAACCCACCCACGCUUCCCCUCCCGCUCCCACGUUCCUUGUCCCGCUCCAACUCUCUUCCUCACCCUGCGGUUGCAAAUGCCUCCAAGAGCCAAGGCGCUCCCGAGGGUGGAGGAGGAGGAGGGGGAGGAGGAGGAGGAAGCAGCGGCAGCGGGGGUGGGAACACCACGCCGUUUAGCAUCGGCCGCUUUGCCACCCUAUCCCUUCAGGAGCGCAAGUCGGACAAGUCUGGGGGCAGCGGCGGGGUGGAGAAGGAGCACAAGCGCUACCACAGCUUGGGCAACAUCAGCAAAAGCAACGACAAGAUCAACGUGGCGCCGCGGUGCAACCGACUGGACGGCGCCAAGGUCCUAGGCACCACCCUGUGCCCGCGUAUGCACGAGGUGCCGCUCCUGGAGCCCCUAGUUUGCAAGAAGAUUGCACACGAGAGGCUGACAGUCCUGGUGUUCAUGGACGACUGCAUCAUCACAGCCUGCCAGGAGGGACUUAUCUGCACCUGGGCCCGGCCGGGAAAAUCGAACUUGACAGCACAGAAUGGGAACUCCCCGAGCGGCACCGUGGUAUAGCUGGAGGAGAACAUUUGCACCGAUUUACCCCCCCCCCCCCCACACACACACACACACACACACACACCUCCUUCAUCAUGGACUUUCCUGACUGAUGCAGUCUCCUACAAAAGUUCCCACGGAGGAACCCCCCCCACCCUUCCUGGGCAGAAUUAAACCUGCGGUGUGACUCUGCUUUCUGUGAAGCCGAAGAGGGAAACUUUUCCUGAAGCAUAAACUUAACCAAGAAACGUAUUUGCUUUAUUUAUUUAUUUUAAACUUCCACUCCGAUCAUUUUUUAAUCUUUUUUCAAAAGGCGUUCCCAGUGGUCUUUUAAAAAACGAUUAUGCCAUU